AUGGAAAAGAACUUCUGGCAGAAGGAGAGAUGGUCUUUGUUCAUCUCUACACGGAUUCACACGGCUUGGGGGCUGCAGAGGCUUGAUGCUGGCAGGGUGCAGCCGGCUGAAAAAAAGGCCAAGCGCGGCUGCAUUGGAUCUCCCAAAGGGACCUUAGCUGCCUUAGCGUCCAUGAUGAGAUAUGGCGAGGUGGUUGAGGCGCCACAGCCAGCCCAAGCGCAGCCUCAGCCGGCGGAUGUGCCAGUUCCGCAGGCUGCUCGGUUUGUCGUGGAUGUGGGUCAAGCCAUGAAAAAAUAUGCCGUUUUUCUCAAUGAAAUGUGGCCCAAAUCUGGCUCUUUAGCACAUGUGAUCCUCUAUGGAAGCCCCAAUGAUGUGAAGAUCAAAGCACAGGAGUGGGCCGAACUGUGCACCAAAGAUCUGUACAAUUCUCUGCUGGUUGUGCUGGAUCUCAUCCUGGCUCUCAGUGGUCUUCCUGGGGCUGUCACUGAGAAGGAUUUAGAGGCAGAGCCUCACCACCUUGUGAUUAAGCUGCCAGAUUGGGUGAAGGAUCAAAACUUGGAUCCCACGAUCUAUCCCUUGCUGCCUUCGAUUCCAAAGAGUCGCCGCUCCGUGGCGAACCUGGAGAAGUUCAUCGCCUUCGGCAUUGCCGAGCAGAGCGGUGCAGCUUUGCUGGACACGCACAUGAUAGCUUCCCUGACGGCCUGGUUGCUGGUGCUGCCCAACGCUGCCAUUCGCUCAGUGCGGCACGUCAGCACCAUCGUGGCCCUGUCUGUGGCGGAGGCCUUGGGGCAUCACUUCCAGUCACUGAGCCAGACCCACGAAACCUUAGCACGGCAGCUGGCCAGUCAUCGGGAGCUUGGCACCCUCAUCCAGCGCCAGGAGCAGGUGCUGAAGCGUGACGUGGUAAGUUCCGCCAACCACACAAAGGAGAUGAAUCGGGCACGAAAUCAGCUGCUUGAAACCAUCAUCCCACUGCGUAGUCGUGAUGUGAGUGAAGUGAUCCGGGUGUACACCUUGGGUCAGCUGGAUCGAUUGAUGAAGAUGGAUCCAGAGAUGUACAUGCAGAACAAGUGGACAGCUCGAGUGUUCCUGAUGCUCCACGACCCUCAUGUGGAAGUGAGGCUGAAAGCGCUGAGUGUCAUGACCCAAUGGUAUGCACCAGACAAGAAGAAGUCAGCAGCUGUAAAGGAACAGUUGGCCAAGUUCGGUCGCAGCGCCUUGCCGCAUCUCUUGGAGCGUGUGGCCGAUGUGGAUCCGCGCGUGGCGGCCUCUGCAGUGCGCUGCUUGAAGCAGCAGACCUUGACGGAGAUGCUGAAGGAAGAAGAGUUCGACAACGUCGCCAAUAUGGUGAUUGGAAGUCGUGAUGUAGUUGUUAGAGAAGAGGCAGCGCUCUUCAUCAAUGCUCACGUCUUCCAAGAUCCAGGCAUUUGUGCCAAAGAAAAGCCCAAGACCAGGCGAGGAGACAAGGAGGAUGGUGGCCGUGGCGAUGUGGAAGACGACAACCUGCCGGCCGCAGAUCCGGUGCGGGAUCUCCACAACUCCGAGACCGCAAUCUCCAUGCUUGUGGAGUACAUCGAAAACUACAUGGAUGGCAAGCUACGCAUCAUUGAACGUUUGGUUGGUGCCUUUUGGCCUCGUUCGCCUGCCUUGUCGCACUGGAGCACCAUCAUGAACUUGUGCCUGGUGGGGGAAGGCACACGAGUAGGGAUGGAGCCUAUCACCAGCAAACAGCGACUCUACUUGUUGUACAUCUUGGAGGCGGCUGUGAGGCGGGCGGAGGAUGAGGCACGCAAUGCCCGGCCCAGCGAGAAAGAUGAGACCGCCACGCGGAUGAACGAGGCGUGCAUGCAGAUCAUCCCUGAGAUGCCAAGGUUAAUGGACAUUUGCAGACCCGAGGAGGAACAGUUCCUGCUGCUGAUGCAUGUGUGCAAGAUCCUGGUGGAGUAUGCUGUUCAAAGUUCUCAGAGCCAGGUGCUGGUGAAUUCCAAGGUCCUUUGUCAAGGCCUGCGGAAAGCCAUUGAGGACGUUUCUCCCAUGGAGACCAUGAAAAACAGCGCCGACAGCUUGCUGGCCUUAGCCAAGUGCUUUGAGGAAGCAAAGAACACCUUUCUGGAUCUCUCCAAGCAGGUGCACCUUGCCUGCAGCAAAAUCCUGGAAGAUCCAAAAGUGAAGGAUCGCAUGGAGGAGUUGCGCCCUGUGAUGAGCCGCUUUCUGGUGCUGGCCAACCGCGGCAUCGACACGUCCUUUGGCUCGAUGUCACUGAUCCAACGGAUGUUACGCCUGCUACGGGAUCGCGUGAACUUCAUGAAGGAGAAGAGGAAGCGUGCAUCUGCGGAGGAGGUGAAGGACGAGCAAACCACCCCAGCCUCCGCGACGCCGCGCACGCCCGCAACACCGCGCACGCCGGCGACGCCUCGUAGAGAUGAAGAUGGCCAGCCUCGAAAACGACGACGUCAGGAGACUCCACAAGCACCCGAUGUCAGGCUGACUCUGCAGCUGUUAGAGGCGGUGGUACUUUCGGUGAUGUGGCAUGUCCGCACCAGCUAUUGGGUGCAAUCUCAGAGCACCUCCGAAGAGGGCCUGCGAGCUGCUGAGAGCCAGGUCUCAGAGUUGCUACAGGGCUUCAGUGAACUGGAUGCCUUGCGUGCGGAGCUUCCGCGUAUGAUGUCAGAGGUCCGCAGCUGCUGCUGUGAGUUGGUGGACAGUGACAUGAGUCCUUAUGUGCAGUUCCAUGCUUACUCGGCCUACAUGACUCUGGUGCAGCUGUGUGUGGGCGUGAGUGAGACUUUGAGUUUGGAAGUUGAUGAGAAAGGGCGUCCAGCAGCUCCCAGUGGCUGGGGAGCCACCUAUGAGGUAAAGAUUCCACAGUCGCACAUGGAGGUGAUCUACAAAUACCUCAACCACCUCUUUGUCAAAGUCACAGAGGCGGACGUUGAAGGCAUUACUUUCAAUGGCGAGGGUCAUCGAGUGGAGCCAACUAGCAUUUAUCCAGCACCAUCUCAGAACAUGAUGACAUCUGUUCGACAUUUGACCUUGCGCACCAUGCAGACACCUGGUACGGGCCCAGAGGUGUCCGGCCUGGUGAAACCCUUGGACGCAUCAGAUGAAUUGUUGUUGGCCGUCUUGGCCUCCCGUAGCAUCUUGGAGAGCGAGCUGCAGGACAUUUACACAGGUCCCUUGGGAUUGCUUCUGCUCACGCAGUGUGAGAAGGCCAGGCCAAAGCCGCUUCGGGAGGUGCCAAUUGAAGAUAUCCACAUCCCUGUGCCGCUGAUGGCUGAUGGAUCCAGAAGUAUCUUGGAGGCGUGGCUGGAGGUUUGGGUCUUGGCCUUUUCGUUGUGGCUGGCGUUUGAAGCCAGGCAGUUUCAAGGGGGCCUUGUGGUUGGGGGCAUUGGUCCCCGCUUCUUCGGGCUGCUGGGCAUCGAGUCGACGGUGCCCUCCCCCGCGCUGCGCGUGGCCUUGACCUGGAAGCAACGGCUCUGUCGCCCCGAGACGGUGGACGUCACGGCGGAGGCCAUGGCAGCAGUUGCAGUGAUUUGCGGCCGCAACAAUGGUCUCACGUUGGGUCCGAUAGUUGCCUGCUACAAUGAGUACAUUGACAAACUCCCUGCAGAUGAUGCCAUCUUCGCCCUGUUGAGGGAGCGUUUUCAGGAGGUGGCGGAAGACAUGGAUGAAGCGGUUCUCGCGCAGCUUCAAGAUGCACAGCGACCAUCGGAGGCCCGUUCCAUCAUUGAGAAGGGCCGCGCUGCUUGGGGCGCUCCAGAAAAGUCGCUGAUCCCGAACCACACGCUCUUCUCCUCGUGCGAGGACAGAGUGGAGCAACUUAAAAAGGUCAUAGAAGGCGACCUGACAGCCCGUCUAGAAUUCACCACUACCAGGAGAUCCAUUGAAAGUUUAUCUCAGGAAGUGGAGCUGGAGUUUCACAGUUGUCACACGCCGUUGCGUGCACGAGUGUUGAAAGCCAAGCAGUCCCACAAGGCACGAGUUGAGCUCGAGGUGCAAUCGAACUAUGGAUGGCCGCCCAAAGGGCAGCCUGCCUUGCUCAUCCGUGCUGCGCGCUGGUUUGCUUUGGAACUUGGCAGCGAACACCCGGCGGUGGAGGAUUUCCUCCGGGCGGCGCUACGGGAGCUGCGAAAGGUGGAGUUCUCUGCGGAGCAGGUCUUGGCACCCGUCGAGGAAGCAACCGAUGAGAGGCGCAGAAGGUUGGCUCUAUGGCCUCCGGCACCCAAGCUGAUUCAGCAGGGGAUCACUGAGCAAUUGGAAGAGAUCCUGAACAACGCGAAGCCAAGUUUGCAGCACUACAGUGAGGAACUUGCCUUGGAAUGCCCCAACAUCCUGAAACGCUUCAGCGGGAUUGAGAAAGAGGCUUUCGUUGAACGUUGCAUGAAAGAUGCCAAGAAGACAGCCAAGCAACUCCGGAAGAGUUCCGACACAGCAGAUCAGGAAGAGCCCCGACUCCACGCGGCGGCUCGGCUCUUCCAGCUGCUGGAGGUUUUACAGGGUGAAGGCAAUGCUGGCAUGGCGAUGGCCAUUGAGCUGGGUGCGGACUUUGAACGUGAGCUGCAAGAGGUGAAACCCCUGAUCGCGCUGACGCGACCAGAUUUGCUGUUCGUGGAAGCAGAUCUGGAUGAUGGCUGGCACCGUCCGCCGGAUUUCCGGCUGCUGGAUCAGCCAGUGGCUGAAGCGGAGGCCCAAGGAAUCGACAAAGAUGCCACGCAGCGGGCAGCAACCCCCAAAACUGAGAGGUCGGACAUUAACAUCUCCAUGAAGCUGCACAGUGUGAACCUGCAGGACACUCAAAGCCGCUCUGAGAUUGUUCUGUUGGAGCGAUGUGCCUUGAUCAUAGCGGAGGAGUGUGGCAUUCCUCGGCAGUGGAUUUCCAAUUUACACUUCAAAGCAGAGGGCCAAUUCCCCAGGGAUCCCAGUCGUGCCAAUUCCCCAGGGCCAAUCCACGAAUUUUUGGAGAAGCUGCGCGUGUCGCAUGUGUCGCCGGAGCCAUGGGAUGCAGCAUUGGACAUGGGAGCUUUGAAGAGGUUUAUGAGGUCGGACAACAUCUCGGUGCUGGCUCCUUUGGCUGCGUCUUUGAGGUUACCAGAGGGUAGUCUCCCCUGUGAGGAUCGUCCGAAAGCUGUGAAGGUGAUAAGACAUGGAGAGGAGAAGUUGAUCAUCCCAAAUAAGGAGGCCACCGAACAUGGCAUGCCGCCUUUUGAUAUUCACUCACGUCUAGAGUCCAUGCUCUUGGUGGAUGCUAGUGUACAAGUGGAUCAGUCAGAUGUCAAUGCUCUGCAGAAGCCAAGGGUUCACUCCUUCCCGCUGCGACAUUGCCUGAGCAGAAUUCCAGCUGCAGCUCAGUCCCGCCAGGCACUUGCGGGCUUGCAUUGUCCGAUGUAUCAUGCCGUGGGAGUCUUGCCCAAAGGGCAGCUAGUGUGGAUUUGGCGACAUUGCGGGGUGUUGCUGUUUGCAGAUAUCAAGAUCUUCCCCUUCCAAGAGCAAAACCAGCCCCAAGACCACUUGAGGCGAUGUGGCCCGUCGCUGAUCGACAGUUUCAAGGAAGUGAUGUGCUGGGAUGAGGAGGAGUUGGCCCAGCUAUUUCGUGGGAUGCUUCUGCCACUGGUCUAUCUUCAUGGACGACGGAUAGUUCACAGGGAUGUGAAACCGGACAAUUUUCUGUUUGCAUCUUCAGUAGAUCGGCGCAGUGUAAAGCUGUGCGACUUUGGGACGGCCGCUUUCAUUCCAAAGGUUCCUGGGUUCCUGCGUGGCCGGUUUGGUACAGCUCCGUACAUGUCACCGGAGAUGGCAAAGGGAACCGGUCAUAGCUUUGGAACAGAUGUGUGGUCUACAGCGGCUUCUAUGUAUAUGAUGCUUUUCGGGGAGUUUGUCUACAUGCCUGUGGAGAUCCACAAUGUGAAGGCGGUCAGAGCUUGCAUCAUCCACGACUAUCCCAGGCCAAAGUUUCGACGUCGGAAAGCCAUCAGCGACAUGCACGACGUGCCCGUACCAGAGGAUGCGAUCGCCUUCGUGGCCAAACUCCUCCAGCGUUCCCCCAUCAAGCGCUACACGGCUGAGGAAGCCUCACACUUGAAAUUUGUAAGCGGACUCGAAGCCCGCAAGUCGCUGGUUUGCAAGGAGCCUGCGAUUGUUCGGUGA
This is a messenger RNA of Cladocopium goreaui, 6144 nucleotides long. The record is from the annotation of a GenBank genome assembly. Lineage: Eukaryota; Dinophyceae; Suessiales; Symbiodiniaceae.